Messenger RNA from Nematolebias whitei (Rio pearlfish), 2946 nucleotides. It is a transcript of the gene tlr21, whose product is annotated as toll-like receptor 21. The record is from RefSeq and is a predicted model, not a curated record. Lineage: Eukaryota; Metazoa; Chordata; Actinopteri; Cyprinodontiformes; Rivulidae. The transcript has a single exon. Gene Ontology annotation, cellular component: membrane. Gene Ontology annotation, molecular function: transmembrane signaling receptor activity; protein binding. Bases 1 to 2946 code for a protein of 981 amino acids. Gene Ontology annotation, biological process: inflammatory response; immune response; toll-like receptor signaling pathway.
AUGGCUUCUCAAACCCAUCAGCUGUGGCUACUCAUGCUUGUUCUUGGUGCCGUUCGGCUCGUCGAUGGCUACAGCUUUUACAACUGUAUUGCAGAGCCCGACUCGAACUGGAAAAGCUUCAGCUGCAAAAGCCGCAAUGUCGAUCGCAUGUCUAAUAUAGUAAAGGACCUGCCGAGAUCUGUCGUGAAUCUCACGAUCAUCUUCAAUCCACUGAGGCACAUUCCCAACAACAGCUUUGCUCAUCUACCAAACCUGGAGAACCUCAGAUUAGAUCAAAACCAGUUGAGACUCUUGGAUUCUUUGGCUUUCCAAAACUUGCAUCAACUUCAGUCUUUGAAUUUGUCCUUUAACCUCUUCUCAGAGCUCAGUGCGUCAUCGUUUGAAGACCUUCAUAACCUCACGUUCCUCUCUCUGGCCAACAACAAGUUAAAUGGCUUUCCUGAGGACAUUUUCUUUGGUAUACACAAUCUCAACACUUUACUCUUGAGAAAUAACUGUCUCACAAAUUUCUCAGAGAUUAUGAAAUCAAUAUCGCAUCUAAGGAAACUGAAAAAUCUGGACCUUUGUUCCAACAAACUGACUUCUCUCAGUCAUUCAAAUAUAUCUCUGCCUCAGUCCCUCAAUGUGUUGCAUCUGUGCAGAAAUAAUUUGCAUACUUUAGGAUGCAGUUCAUCAUUUCUCAAGUUUAUCAACGUGCUUGAUUUGUCAAACAAUUAUAGGCUACCUACCAAAGCUUUUCAGGGUGUGGAUCUGAGCCAAGUACAUAGUCUGCAUUUGAAUUCAACAAGCGUCAAAAUAGUGGAUUUUUUAAACAUCAGCAACAUCAACGCAGGUUCUGUGGACUUCUCUGGCACUGGUGUAAAGAAUUCCAGUCAUAUUAGGAAACUAUGCAGAAUACUGAAAACAAAGCUGAAAACAAUAAAACAUUUUUAUUUACGAUAUAACAGCAUUAAUAAUCUAACGAACUUCACACUCUCCCACUGUCCUAAAAUUACUGGAGUUUUAGAUUUAUCCUUCAACAAACUAAAGUCAGUAGAUUGCCUGAGCGUCAUGUAUAAUCAAUCAGGUAUUACAAAGUUUUCUGCAGAGCACAACCUUCUUACCACCCUCCCGUUCUGUAAAAACCAAAAAAACUUUCAAUUCGAAAGUUUGGAAGAACUGAGCUAUCGGUUCAAUCGCAUUCUCUCAGUCUGCAUCCAUGCGUUCAGUUUCACACCUAAUAUUAAGGUGCUGAAGCUCAACAUAAACAAUAUAGCAUUUCUCCACCUCAAAGCCCUGGCAGGUCUAAAACAACUUCAGACCCUUCGACUGGACAAUAACCUCUUGACUGAUUUGUUCAAGGAAACAUUUGAAACAAAUGUCAAUCUGCAAAUUCUUAGUCUGCGCAAUAACCGCAUUUCUGUCAUAUUUAGUGGAACCUUUCACAAGUUAAACAAUCUAAAUACACUGGACCUUGGAGGGAAUAAGAUCACCCAUUUUCAGCAGAAUGGCCUCAAUGGGCUAAAAAGUUUGUCUAAAUUAUACCUAGAUGGGAACAACCUAAAACAGAUCGAGUCUUCAUUCUUUUAUGCUUUCCAAGAUACGCUCACAGUGCUGGAUUUAGCAAGCAAUCAGAUCCGCUUCCUUAAAGAAGAUAAUAUUUCACCAUUUGUAAACCUCAGCAGACUCUCAGAUCUGAAACUGAGUGGGCAGCGCAAUCAUGGUCUCGCGCUUUUACCUCGCACUUUAUUCCGAGGCCUCCACUCACUGGAAUCUCUGUAUCUCACCAACAAUAACAUUAACUAUCUUCCUCCUGAUGCAUUUGAUGAUCUGACUGGCUUAAAAUUUCUCACACUGGAUAGCUGCUGUGUUGGAGUGGCCCAGUUAGUACCGGGGGUCUUUAAAAAUCUAAGAAAUUUGACCAAAUUGGUUGUAGAAAACAUGGGAAUUCAAAACUUCUCCAAGGAGGUAUUUGGGCAUCUGACACGGUUACGCAUUCUUCAGAUCAAUCGCAACGUGAUGCAGAGCAUUCCUGUCGAUGCCUUAGAGAGUUUACCCAAACUUCACUAUCUUGACAUGCGCAAUAUUCCUCUAAGUUGCACCUGCAAGAACAAAUUCCUGCAGAAUUAUACAUUAAAGAACCCAAAUGUUCAGGUGGUCUACCUCUACAAACUGACAUGCCAAAACAAUCAAAUGGUCAAAUUUUAUAACUUUGAUACCAAAGUUUGUUAUAUAGAUCUAGGAAAGUACAUGUUUACCAGCACUGCAGCUGCAGUCUUCCUGUUUGCAAUCAUUCCUUUACUUUAUGUCAAACUCUAUUGGAAAAUUAAGUACAGCUACUACGUCUUCCGCUCCUGGUUUAGUGAGCAUUGGAACAGACUCAGAGAGAAAGAGGAGAACUCCAAAUAUGAUGCUUUUAUCUCUUAUAACUUUUCUGAUGAACAAUGGGUUAUGAAUGAGUUACUACCGAACCUGGAGGGAAAUGGAUCUUUCUUGAAACUCUGCCUGCAUCACAGGGAUUUUGAGUUGGGCCGCAACAUUGUGGACAAUAUUGUCACCGCUGUAUACAGCAGCCGUAAAACAAUCUGUGUGGUGAGCAGAAACUUCCUACAAAGUGAGUGGUGCUCUCUGGAAAUUCAACUGGCCAGUUACAGACUCUUCGAUGAGCACAGAGACGUUCUCCUGCUCGUGUUUUUGGAGCCAAUCUCCGAGAGGCAGCUGUCGUCUUAUCAUCGCAUGAGGAAAGUGAUGCUAAAAAAGACUUAUCUGCAGUGGCCUGGCUCAGACUGUAAUAAUCCCCUGCAGGCCCAGGAGCUGUUCUGGAAUCAGCUCAGAAGGGCAAUAAAAACAGGGAGCAAACUGGGAACAGAGCAAGAUGACAAAAACAAAGACUCUGUUUCAGAAGGAAAAGAAAUGGAACAUUUUGACAAUCACUUAACAGAUAAAAGCUAUCUUUUGCACCCAUAA